Messenger RNA from Laccaria bicolor S238N-H82, 156 nucleotides. RefSeq lists its product as uncharacterized. The transcript has 2 exons. The record is from RefSeq and is a predicted model, not a curated record. NCBI's taxonomy places the organism in Eukaryota, Fungi, Basidiomycota, Agaricomycetes, Agaricales, Hydnangiaceae. Bases 1 to 156 code for a protein of 51 amino acids.
AUGUGUGCAUUUAGUAUACAGAAACCAACAUUUCCUAAGAAUAUAUAUGUCAUUUCAGACUAUUUAUUUGUAUUUACCUACAUUUAUCCUCAUUUCAGAAUAAUCCCACAGACAAGAAUUGGAUACUGCAAAAAAAACUGUGUCAUUUGGAUCUGA